Molecule: messenger RNA, 1006 nt
Organism: Spodoptera litura
Lineage: Eukaryota; Metazoa; Arthropoda; Insecta; Lepidoptera; Noctuidae
Gene: eEF1delta
Product: elongation factor 1-delta
Biological process (GO): translational elongation
Cellular component (GO): eukaryotic translation elongation factor 1 complex; cytosol
Molecular function (GO): translation elongation factor activity; guanyl-nucleotide exchange factor activity
Source: RefSeq, a predicted model, not a curated record
UUUUCUAUCUCUUUCUUUCCGUGCCCACCAAAAAGCCGUCGAGUGCGGUUUUUACAUCUGUAGAUAACUUCAGAUUCUGAAUCAUCAGUUUUGUGAAAUAUUUAAUAUAUUUGGACCCUAAUUGUUGUAACAUAUCAACAAAAUGUCGAACUUAGUACAUGAAAAAAUUUGGUUGGACAAAAACAUCUAUGGUGAUGCUGAAAGAAAUUACUAUGAAUCUUUGUCAAAGGUCCAAGCUACCCCACUUUCAGUAGCUCGAUCUUCUUUGGCCAGCGAAGUUGCUAAAGCUAGACAACAUAUCAAAGAAUCUUUAGAAUGUAUGGACAGUGUCGCCACCUUAGCAGGAGUUCCUAACACUGAGUUGACUACCAAAGUCAACAGUCUAGAGAAAGAAAACAGUGAUCUGAAGAAGGCUAUCAAUGAUUUGCGCAACCUUGUCAUUAGCCUUCAGGCUCGAGUUGAAACACUGGAAUCAACAGGUGGUGCUAAAACUCAACCUGCCAAAGCACCAGCACCUACCCCAACAGCACCAGCUAAAGCACAAGAUGAUGAUGAUGAUGAUGGAGUUGACCUUUUUGGCUCUGAUGAUGAGGAAGAGAGUGCAGAAGCUGCAAGAAUAAGAGAGGAACGUCUUGCAGCAUACAAUGCUAAAAAAGCCAAAAAGCCAGUUCUUAUUGCCAAAUCUAAUAUCAUAUUAGAUGUAAAACCAUGGGAUGAUGAAACUGAUAUGGCUGCUAUGGAGAAAGCUGUAAGAGAUAUUGCUACUGACGGUCUUUUGUGGGGAGCAGCUAAACUUGUACCACUGGCAUAUGGAAUCCACAAGCUACAAAUAUCUUGCGUUGUUGAAGAUGACAAAGUUUCCAUUGAUUGGUUAACUGAAGAGAUUGAGAAAAUUGAAGACUUUGUUCAAAGUGUGGAUAUUGCAGCUUUUAAUAAAGUGUAAAACUUAAAAAGACACAGAAAUUUAAAAUUGAACUGAUGGAAUAAAUGUGCCUUUUUUAAAAAA